GUUGUACAGACUCUGCUGAAGCAUGGUGCUGAUAUGGAAAUCGUCGGUCGCCUGGGAGGUAACGCUUUGCUUGCAGCAGCCAUGUGUCGAGAGGGCCAAUGGGCGGAGAUUAUCAAACUUCUCGCUCGAGCGGAAGCAAAUCUGGAUACCCAAGAUACCGUCAAAGACACUGCUUUGCAUAUGGCUGCGCAAGCUGGAGAACUCGACAUGGUCCGAUUCCUCGUGAUGAAGAAGGCAAAGGUCAGCAUCCAAAAUAUUGCAGGAAAGACUGCAUUGGACUUUGCUUGCGCAGGGAAUCAGACAAAGAUCAUCGAGUACCUUCUUAAGAGUGGAGCUACGUGUGAGCCGGACACCUCGGGCAGGACUGAGCUUCACGAAGGCAUCGAUGGAGGGUGCGGUGUGGACAUUCUCAAGCUGUUUGUCUCGAAGGGGGUCGACGUC
Molecule: messenger RNA, 441 nt
Organism: Aureobasidium pullulans EXF-150
Lineage: Eukaryota; Fungi; Ascomycota; Dothideomycetes; Dothideales; Saccotheciaceae
Product: ankyrin
Exons: 1
Molecular function (GO): protein binding
Source: RefSeq, a predicted model, not a curated record